AUGGAUGUUCUUGGACUGCACGGUCAUGUACGAUUAACAACCACACUGAUACCGGGAUGCACGCCCACAAUUCUCAUGGAAGCCCCUCCCUCUCUCGUCACAGUCGAGCCUCAACCACCAGCAGUCAACAGCCAUCCCGGUCCUGUGCACGAUACUGAGGAAGGGGUCUUCCAGGCCGUUACUACAGGCAAAUAUACGUUGUCUGUGUACUACCAGAACGUAAGAGGCCUGCGUACCAAAAUUGUUCAGCUGCGUUUGCUGCUUUCCAGCUGCGACUACGAUGUGCUCGUUUUCACCGAAACUUGGCUUCGUGCGGAUAUUGACAGCGCUGAAAUUUCACCGAACUAUACAUUUUAUCGUUGCGACCGCAAUGCGAUUUCAAGUCAAUACUCUCGUGGAGGAGGUGUAUUAAUCGCUGUUAAAACUCACCUAAAUUGUGAGAUUGUACCAAUGUUGAAUUGCGAGCACCUUGAGCAAGUAGCAGUUUGCAUACGACGGCAAUUUCGAUGUCUAUAUCUCGUUGUUAUCUACCUCCCGCCUAACUCCUGUGCAGAUCUUUAUUCUGCACACGCCAACGCAGUGCAGCAUAUUGUAAACCUUGCUUCUACAACCGAUAUCAUCGUAUCUGUAGGUGACUUCAACCUGCCGAAUUUACGUUGGCAAUUGGACGAGGACGUAAAUGGCUUCAUUCCUUCGAAUGUUUCUUCGGAGCACGAGCAAGCACUCAUUGAAACUAUGUUCACCAGUGGACUGCAGCAGAUUAACAGAUAUGUGAAUGUGAACGCCAGACUUCUUGACCUUAUUUUCGUCAAUCGACCAGAACAACUUGACAUUUUAGAACCGUCCGUACCAUUGUUGCCUGUUGACAAUCAUCAUGUGCCAUUUAUAUUACUUUUGGACGAGAGCGCCGACGAUUUUAUCGAACAGACCGAGCCAGAUGAUAACCUUCUUUACGAUUUACAGUCUUGCGAUUUUGGACAGCUUAAAACGGCUUUGGAUGAUAUUGACUGGAAUAGCAUCUUGCUAAACGGAUCUGUGGAUGGAAUAGUAUCGAUAUUCUAUGACAAGCUUCACUCAGUGCUUAGAGAACAUGUACAGCGAAAAAGACGCACAUCACACAUUUUCAGCAAACCAUGGUGGACCUCUGAACUACGACAUAUCCGUAAUGUUCUCAGGAAGGCCCGUCGCCGCUUUUUCAUUUCUAAAUCCCAGCGCGACCGAGAAUAUCUUCGAGAAAUAGAAGUGUCGUACAAAUCAGUGCUCUCAUCCACCUACAAUAACUAUUUAUACAGGAUCCAAGCCAGCAUCAGACAAAAUCCAUUGCGCUUUUGGAGAUUCGUAAAGGAACGGCAAACUUAA
Toxorhynchites rutilus septentrionalis is the source of this 1359-nucleotide messenger RNA. RefSeq lists its product as uncharacterized. Lineage: Eukaryota; Metazoa; Arthropoda; Insecta; Diptera; Culicidae. The record is from RefSeq and is a predicted model, not a curated record. The transcript has a single exon. Bases 1 to 1359 code for a protein of 452 amino acids. Gene Ontology annotation, molecular function: catalytic activity.